AUGAAGCCUCAAAGCCUUGCGCUCUUUGGACUUUUCGUCUCUUCUGCCUUUGCGGUCCCCAAGGCCAAGAGACAUGAUGGUGGUAGUGACCAGCCGAUCAGUGGUGGCAAAGGCGCCCCUAUCCUAGGUGGUACCAACAGAGUUCUUGAUGUCCAGAACCCUGAUCAAUUCCGCACCGCGAGCACCGAUAAUGGAUUUGUGCCCAACGUGAAGUGGAGUUUCUCUGAGUCCCAAACCAGACUGUUCCCGGGCGGUUGGUCCAGAGAGCAAGUUAUUCAGGACUUGCCACAGAGUCACGAUAUUGCUGGUGCGCAGCAGCACUUGAAGAAGGGUGCCAUUCGAGAGUUGCACUGGCACAGAACUGCGGAAUGGGGAUUUGUUUAUAACGGGUCGCUCCUGCUCUCUGGUGUUGAUGAGCACGGUGGUUUUACUACUGAAGUUCUUGAAACUGGAGACAUCUGGUAUUUCCCCAAGGGCGUCGCCCACAACGUCCAGGGUCUGGAUGAUGAAAACGAGUAUCUCCUUGCCUUUGAUGAUGGUGACUUUGAGAAGAUCGGAACCACCUUCAUGGUCGACGAUUGGAUUGCGCAUACCCCCCGCGAUGUUCUCGCAAAGAACUUCGGCGUUGACCCUAAGGUCUUUGACUCAGUUCCCACCAAAUUCCCCUACAUUCUCAACGGCACCGUCAGCAAGGAUCUUGACAAGGCCCCCGAGGGUACAUUGAGAGGGGACGAUUCAUAUGUCUUCCACACCUACAAGCACAAGUCUGAGCCCGUGCCCGGCCACGGUGGAACUUUCCGCAAGAUUGAUUCUACCAACUUCCCUAUCUCAAAGACCAUUGCCGCUGCCAUUGUUGAGCUUGAGCCCAAGGGUCUCCGUGAACUUCACUGGCACCCUAAUGCCGAGGAAUGGCUCUACUUCCAUCAAGGCCAGGCCCGCGCGACCGUAUUCAUUGGCGAUUCCAAGGCCCGCACUUUUGACUUCCAUGCUGGUGACACUGCUGUUUUCCCCGACAACAGCGGCCACUAUAUUGAGAACACUUCUGAGACUGAGAAGCUUGUUUGGAUUGAGCUCUACAAGAGUGACCGUGUUGCCGAUAUCUCCCUUGCCCAGUGGCUUGCACUGACUCCCUCUGACACCGUUGCAAAUGUUCUCAAGAUUGACAUUAGCGUCGUCGAGCAGAUCAAGAAGGAGAAGCAAAUUCUUUUGCCUGGGAAGAAAUGA
Molecule: messenger RNA, 1224 nt
Organism: Penicillium brevicompactum
Lineage: Eukaryota; Fungi; Ascomycota; Eurotiomycetes; Eurotiales; Aspergillaceae
Exons: 6
Coding region: 1-1224 (407 amino acids)
Biological process (GO): oxalate metabolic process
Cellular component (GO): cell wall
Source: RefSeq, a predicted model, not a curated record